AUGGCGCGACUUGCCUCUCGCGACGGCGCGUCCAAGGGCUUCACCUGGACCACCGUUUUUUACCUGCUUCUUGUCCUGAUUGCGCCCCUGGCGCUCUUCGGCACGACCGCCCACGCCGAGGAGGACUCCGUGGAGAACUAUGGCACUGUGAUUGGUAUUGACUUGGGAACUACUUACUCUUGUGUUGGUGUGAUGCAGAACGGCAAGGUCGAGAUUCUCGUCAACGACCAAGGAAACCGUAUUACUCCCUCCUAUGUGGCUUUCACCGAUGAGGAGCGUCUGGUCGGUGACGCCGCGAAGAACCAAUACGCCGCUAACCCUACUCGCACUGUCUUUGACGUUAAGCGAAUGAUUGGCCGCAAGUUCGACGAUAAGGACAUCCAGAAGGACACCAAGAACUUCCCCUUCAAGGUUGUCAACAAGGAUGGCAAGCCGAUGGUCAAGGUCGACGUCAACAAGACCCCCAAGACCUUCACUCCCGAACAGAUUUCCGCCAUGGUCUUGGAGAAGAUGAAGGAUAUCGCUGAGGGCUACCUGGGCAAGGCCGUCACUCACGCCGUUGUCACUGUCCCCGCCUACUUCAACGACGCCCAGCGUCAGGCCACCAAGGAUGCUGGUACUAUCGCCGGUCUCAAUGUCCUCCGUGUCGUCAAUGAGCCCACCGCCGCCGCUAUCGCCUACGGUCUGGACAAGACUGGUGACGAGCGCCAGGUCAUUGUGUACGAUCUUGGUGGUGGUACUUUCGAUGUCUCUCUUCUCUCUAUCGACAAUGGUAUUUUCGAGGUCUUGGCUACCGCUGGUGACACCCACCUCGGUGGUGAGGACUUUGACCACCGUGUCAUGGACUACUUCGUCAAGCAGUACAACAAGAAGAACAAUGUUGACGUUACCAAGGAUCUGAAGGCGAUGGGUAAGCUGAAGCGCGAGGUUGAGAAGGCCAAGCGUACUCUGUCUUCCCAGAUGUCGACUCGCAUUGAGAUUGAAGCUUUCCACAACGGCGAGGACUUCUCUGAGACCCUUACCCGCGCCAAGUUCGAGGAGCUGAACGUCGAUCUCUUCAAGAAGACUCUGAAGCCCGUUGAGCAGGUGCUCAAGGACGCCAAGGUCAAGAAGUCCGAGGUUGAUGACAUCGUUCUUGUUGGUGGUUCUACCCGUAUCCCCAAGGUCCAGGCUCUUCUGGAGGAGUACUUCGGUGGCAAGAAAGCUAGCAAGGGUAUCAACCCCGAUGAGGCUGUUGCUUUCGGUGCUGCCGUUCAGGCUGGUGUUCUUGGUGGUGAUGAGACUCUCUCUGAGGUCGUACUCAUGGAUGUCAACCCCCUUACCCUGGGUAUCGAGACUACUGGCGGUGUCAUGACCAAGCUUAUCCCCCGUAACUCCGUCAUUCCUACUCGCAAGUCGCAGAUCUUCUCUACUGCGGCCGACAACCAGCCCACCGUGUUGAUCCAGGUCUUCGAGGGUGAACGUUCGAUGACUAAGGACAACAACCAGCUCGGCAAGUUCGAGCUUACUGGCAUUCCCCCGGCUCCUCGCGGCGUUCCUCAGAUCGAGGUCGCCUUCGACCUGGACGCUAACGGCAUCCUGAAGGUCAGCGCCAGCGACAAGGGCACCGGUAAGGCUGAGUCCAUCACCAUCACCAACGACAAGGGCCGUCUCUCCCAGGAGGAGAUUGACCGCAUGGUUGCUGAAGCUGAGGAGUUUGCCGAGGAGGACAAGGCCAUGAAGGCCAAGAUCGAGGCCCGCAACGGCCUGGAGAACUAUGCCUUCAGCCUCAAGAACCAGGUCAACGAUGAGAACGGCCUUGGCGGUCAGAUCGACGAGGACGACAAGCAGACCAUCCUGGACGCUGUCAAGGAGGCCGUCGACUGGCUUGAGGACAACGCCGCCUCUGCUACCGCCGAGGACUUCGAGGAGCAGAAGGAGCAGCUGUCCAGCGUCGCCUACCCGAUCACCAGCAAGCUUUACGGCUCUGGUGCUCCCGCGGAGGAUGACGAGCCCAUGGACCACGAUGAACUGUAA
Molecule: messenger RNA, 2016 nt
Organism: Penicillium macrosclerotiorum
Lineage: Eukaryota; Fungi; Ascomycota; Eurotiomycetes; Eurotiales; Aspergillaceae
Gene: bipA
Product: Hsp70 family ATPase KAR2
Exons: 3
Coding region: 1-2016 (671 amino acids)
Biological process (GO): protein refolding; endoplasmic reticulum unfolded protein response; cellular response to unfolded protein
Cellular component (GO): endoplasmic reticulum lumen; endoplasmic reticulum chaperone complex; cytoplasm
Molecular function (GO): misfolded protein binding; ATP hydrolysis activity; ATP-dependent protein folding chaperone
Source: RefSeq, a predicted model, not a curated record